UCCUUCUUGAAUUAUGGAUUCCCUCCCUCAUUGAUCACUUCUGCUGCAGUUCUCUCUGUGUUAGCCCCACACUCAUAGCUGUCUCCAGCCCUUCUCCCACUCCAUUCCAUCUGCCAGCCCAUCCCUCUUCUCUCUGUAAUCACUAUUAAAGCCACAACAAUGGAACCAAAGAACACUAUCACUACUACUACUACUACUACUACUACUACUACUACUAUUACUAUCACUACUACAACCACAAUGCUUUCUCUUCUCCAUCUCCUCCUCUUCUUCCUCUUCUCCUCCUCAAUGUACACAUCCAUUCAAGUCCAAGCUGCAUCUCCAUAUCCACAAUACAAUAACACCAAACAACAACUUGAAUUGAGAACUAAAACAAGCUCAAACCAAAGCACAAACAUACCACUAUCUACAUCCAAAAAGUACGAAGGCUCAUCGGAGCUCAUUCAUCUCCGGUACCACAUGGGCCCAGUGCUCUCCUCCCCAAUCAACCUCUUCCUCAUCUGGUACGGCCAUUGGUCAUCCCUUCACGCCAAGCUCAUCCGCGACUUCCUCCUCUCCAUCUCCAACUCCAACUCCAGCGCCGGAUCCCAUCCAACUGUUUCCCAAUGGUGGGGAUCCACAGCCGCACUCUACGCCGAUCAAACAGGAUCCAACGUCACCCGCCGAAUAGCUCUAGCACGCGAGAUCUCCUUCCCGGCGGCACCAAGAGGCAAAAGCCUCACCCGUCUAACAGUCCAACAAAUCAUCGGCGACGCAGUCACAGCCGGAUCUCUCCCAAUCGACCACCGUCACGGUGUUUACCUCGUGCUCACCUCCGGCGAGAUCCAAAUGCAGGACUUUUGCCGCGCGGUAUGCGGAUUCCACUACUUCACCUUCCCAUCAAUCGUCGGCCACACACUACCCUACGCUUGGGUCGGCGACAGCGGCGAGCAAUGCCCGGAGGUGUGCGCAUACCCAUUUGCAGUACCAUCGUACAUGGCAGGAGCGACGGUGGCAAUGGCACCACCAAAUGGAGAUGUAGGAGUGGAUGGAAUGGUGAGUGUGAUAGGGCAUGAGAUGGCGGAGUUGUCGACGAAUCCGUUGGUGAAUGCGUGGUACGCCGGCGAGGAUCCGACGGCGCCGACGGAGAUUGGGGAUUUGUGUGAAGGAGUGUAUGGGAGUGGAGGAGGUGGAGGGUAUACAGGGGAAGUAGAGAAGGAUGAGAAAGGGAGAAGAUGGAAUAUGAAAGGGAGGAAUGGGAGGAGGUUUUUGGUACAGUGGUUGUGGAAUCCGGUGAUCAAAGCUUGUUAUGGACCUAAUGCUCUUGAUCAGUGAUCGGAGACGACGACGAUGAAGAAGACGAUGAUGUUUAUUUUUAUUUUUUGUUUUUUUUAUUUUUUGUUUUUUUUUAGGUUUAUUAUAUUUAUAUAUAGAGA
Messenger RNA from Dioscorea cayenensis subsp. rotundata (Guinea yam), 1415 nucleotides. RefSeq names its product protein EXORDIUM-like 5. The record is from RefSeq and is a predicted model, not a curated record. NCBI's taxonomy places the organism in Eukaryota, Viridiplantae, Streptophyta, Magnoliopsida, Dioscoreales, Dioscoreaceae.